AUGGCAAAGCUCGCCGCCGCCCUGACUGUCCUCGCACUGGUCGCCUGCGUGGCUCGUCCGUGCCAAGCAGGCUACGGGUAUCCCAACCCUGUGCCUUCCAGCCCGAAUACACCAAGUCCUCCUCCACCACCGACGCCGAUUACACCUAGUCCUGCUCCGCCCUCCCCGAUUGCACCAUCUACUCCACCACCGAAUACACCUCCAUCGCCCACUCCGAGCUCACCUGCACCGGGGCUCGCCGUUGGCUAUUACCAGAAUACAUGCUACCGUGCGGAAGACAUCGUGAGAGAAGCCGUGCGCAACGCCAGCAAGGGCAUCAUGGCGGGACUCAUCCGUCUAUUCUUUCAUGACUGCUUUGUCAGGGGUUGCGAUGCAUCCGUGUUGCUGGAUACGGCCGACCCGAACAGUGCGACGGAGAAGUUUGGCAUCCCAAACCUGAGCCUACGCGGCUUUGAAGUGAUUGACGCGGCGAAGGCCAAGAUCGAGAAGGAGUGCGGCACCAUUGUGUCAUGUGCCGACAUUGUGGCCUUUGCCGGGCGUGACGCCACCUACUUCCUAAGCAACAACAAGGUCUUCUUCGACAUGCCUGCUGGCCGCUAUGAUGGUCGUGUGUCCCUCAUAAACGAGACACUCAUCAACCUCCCCCCUCCCUUCGCCACCGUGGCUCAGCUCAAGGCCGGGUUUGCAUCCAAAGGCCUCACCGCUGACGAGAUGGUAACCCUCUCCGGUGCGCACACCGUAGGGAUCUCCCAUUGCUCAUCCUUCUCAAACCGCCUCACCUCAAACUCCUCCGACAUGGACCCCAAUCUGAAAAGCACUCUGCAAGAGGAAUGUCAGUCAAACAAUGGCAGCGACAACACGGUGGUACAGGACAUCAAUACCCCUGACAAGAUGGACAACCAGUACUACAAGAACGUGCUCAGCCAUGAGGUGCUCUUUGACUCUGACGCCACGCUAUUGACGGCGACAGACACCAGCGACGCGGUGCGUGCAAACGCUAAGGAUACAAAUCAGUGGGAAGAGAAGUUCAAGGCAGCGAUGGUGAAGAUGGGUGCUAUUGAUGUCAAGACAAUUGCUAACGGCGAGAUUAGGAGGAGUUGCCGUGUUUUGAACACCAACUAG
Lolium rigidum is the source of this 1122-nucleotide messenger RNA. RefSeq names its product peroxidase 2-like. Bases 1 to 1122 code for a protein of 373 amino acids. Gene Ontology annotation, cellular component: plant-type cell wall; plasmodesma. Gene Ontology annotation, biological process: hydrogen peroxide catabolic process; response to oxidative stress. Lineage: Eukaryota; Viridiplantae; Streptophyta; Magnoliopsida; Poales; Poaceae. Gene Ontology annotation, molecular function: peroxidase activity; heme binding. The transcript is spliced from 2 exons. The record is from RefSeq and is a predicted model, not a curated record.